This is a messenger RNA of Gloeophyllum trabeum ATCC 11539, 612 nucleotides long. RefSeq lists its product as uncharacterized. Gene Ontology annotation, molecular function: GTP binding; GTPase activity. Lineage: Eukaryota; Fungi; Basidiomycota; Agaricomycetes; Gloeophyllales; Gloeophyllaceae. Gene Ontology annotation, biological process: regulation of vacuole fusion, non-autophagic. The record is from RefSeq and is a predicted model, not a curated record. The transcript is spliced from 7 exons. The coding region runs from base 1 to 612 and encodes 203 amino acids. Gene Ontology annotation, cellular component: phagocytic vesicle; vacuole; fungal-type vacuole membrane.
AUGGGUCGGGUAUUACUGAAGGUUAUCAUUCUUGGUGAUAGCGGUGUCGGAAAGACGUCGCUCAUGAACCAAUAUGUAAACAAGAGGUUCAGCAACCAGUACAAGGCUACUAUUGGCGCCGACUUCUUGACGAAGGAGGUGAUGGUGGAUGACCGUCUUGUGACAAUGCAGCUGUGGGACACUGCGGGUCAGGAGCGUUUCCAAUCAUUGGGUGUCGCCUUCUAUCGCGGCGCGGACUGCUGUGUGCUGGUCUAUGACGUCAACAGCGCAAAGUCAUUUGAGACCCUUGACAGCUGGCGCGAUGAAUUCCUCAUCCAGGCCAGCCCUCACGAUCCGGAGAACUUCCCUUUCGUCGUGCUGGGCAACAAGAUUGAUGUGGAGGAGAACAAGCGGCAGGUAACUCAGAAGCGCGCGAUGACUUGGUGCCAAUCGAAAGGAAACAUCCCAUAUUUCGAGACGUCCGCGAAGGAGGCCAUCAACGUCGAGCAAGCCUUCCAGACGGUGGCUAAGAACGCAUUACAGCAGGAGGCCGAGGAGCAAAUCCUCAUGGAUUAUCCCGACCCUAUCAGAAUCGACUCGGAGAGCUCGCAGAGUUAUGGCUGCAAUUGCUGA